GGAAAUUCAAGAGAACACUACGGAGUACUACUACACUACUACUAUCCUCAUCCAUCGCUCGUGGGGUAAGCUGCCCUGUCGUUCGCAGCCCCCGAUCGAUACUUCACCAGCGACCGGAUCACUCCAUCCUUUAUCGUCCAGCUUCCGAUUGUACCUUGCAUCGAUCGAAUCUUCCUCCUUCGAAAUGUUGGAUGCCUUCGAGAUCCUCACCACCUCUGGCGUCGUCCUGUGGUCGCGAUCCACCUCCGCCAUCGGAGCCUCAGCCGUGAAUAGCUUAAUCAACGAUGUCUUCAUUGAGGAAAGGGUUCGAACGAGUCAACCUGCCUCAAGUAAUCCCACAUACAAGUAUGAAAAGUAUACGCUGAAAUACACUCUGGUCAAAGAUCUUGGUCUUAUUUUCGUUGCUGUCUAUCAAUCCUUGUUACAUCUCACAUGGGUCGACAAGCUCCUUGACGAUAUCAAGACGAUCUUUGUCGAGGUUUACAGAGGUCAGCUAGAAGAAGUCGACUCACAAGCCUUGAAAUACCCUUUCGACAAAUACUUUGAUGAGGAGUUGCGCAGACUUGACCAGUCUAUUGGGGAGCCCCUGGAACAUGUCCCCAGAGUCCAAGUUUCGGACGAGAAGAAGUCCAAUGCAGAAGUAGGGGACAAUGGCGGUCCUCCACCCCCAAACCAACCUCAACUAUUUCAGGCGCAGCCACGAGCUGUGCCCACUACCAACGGUGACUCUCUUCAAAACUCCCCAGUCCAGUCGCCGGACACGUCUCGUCCGACCACACCAUUGCCAGGAAUCGCCAGUCAUUUGCUGACGGAAAAGGCGCGGCCUGGAAGUCGAGGCUCACGGCGAGCGAGAAAAGCGGCUCAUAUCACAUCCGCAAAUGCAUCGUCAGGUGAUGAAGCACGAAGACCAGUCACGCCCAAAUCAAAGUCAAAGAAAGGCCGGGUUUGGGGACCUGAUGGUGUUGCUGAUGAAGCUGAUGAAGACACGAAUCUCGACUAUUCCGCUGUCGAUUCCGAUGCUGGAGACUCGGGCUUCAGAUCUCCGCCACCAGAAGUCAUUCGCCCAGAGUCAUGGGGAGUCAAGAACAAACAAGGCCAAUUCGUGCUCAAGGAUCUGGACGACGAAGUCUCAAAAAUCCUAAAAUCUGCCGAAUCUGACAAGACUGACGUCAACAACACUGAUUCCUCCAGGUUUGGUGUCAUCUCUGGAUACUUUAGGAAUAUUGUCGGAGGGAAAACCAUCACCAAGCAAGAUUUGGAGGGCCCGUUGAAAUCCAUGGAAGAACACCUGAUCAACAAAAAUGUUGCGCGAGAUGCUGCCAUCAGAAUGUGUCAAGGGGUUGAGGUUGAAAUGCUCGGGAAAAAGACUGGUGCCUUUGAAUCGCUGGACGCAGCUCUGAAACCUGCGCUUGAAAACUCACUGAGGAAGAUCCUAACCCCCCGGUCCUCGCUCGAUCUCCUUCAGCAAAUUGAGUCAGUGGCGAAUCCGUCAGCGUCAAGAGCGCAGCCACGACCGUUUGUCAUCACCAUCCUCGGUGUCAACGGCGUGGGAAAGUCUACCAACCUGUCCAAACUCUGCUAUUUUCUCUUGCAGAAUAAUUACCGAGUCCUCAUUGCAGCAGGUGACACCUUCAGAUCCGGAGCUGUAGAACAGCUCAAUGUUCACGUGCGCAAUCUCAAAGAGCUUACAGAAAGAGAACACCUUGGGGCUGUCAACAUCUAUGAGCGAGGCUAUGGCAAAGAUGCGGCCAACGUGGCCAAGGACGCAGUCUCCUUUGCCGCUGCAAAUGACUACCAAGUUGUUCUCAUUGAUACGGCCGGGCGAGCCCAUACCAACACUCAACUCAUGGCCUCGCUCGAAAAGCUCGUCGAUUUGGCGAAGCCUGACCUCAUUUUACAGGUGGCGGAAGCACUGGUCGGAAACGACUCCGUCGGACAGGCACAAAACUUCACCAAAGCUCUAGGCAAGAACCGUAAGCUUGACGGUUUCAUUGUGUCAAAGAUUGACACGGUUGGAUCAGGAAUUGGCACAAUGAUCAGUUUGGUCCACGCCACUUCCGUGCCCGUUCAAUUUAUUGGGGUUGGCCAACAUUAUGGCGAUCUACGCCAGUUGUCAGUGCCAUGGGCCGUGAACAUGUUGAUGAGCUAAAGCUGUGGUAUGCUCUAUAGUAGCUUGUAAUGGCGGAGAGGGCACAGCCUGGCUAUGUGAUGUUAUAGAGGAAUGCAAGUCAUCGUACCGAUCUUUUCGGAAUCAGACGAGACCAUGUUGAUGCCUAGGGAUGACACUAUACAUGUUUAUGAGUCAAUGAUUGAUGAUGCCUUUGUCGCAUUUCCC
This is a messenger RNA of Exophiala mesophila, 2335 nucleotides long. RefSeq lists its product as uncharacterized. Gene Ontology annotation, cellular component: endoplasmic reticulum membrane; signal recognition particle receptor complex. The transcript has a single exon. The record is from RefSeq and is a predicted model, not a curated record. NCBI's taxonomy places the organism in Eukaryota, Fungi, Ascomycota, Eurotiomycetes, Chaetothyriales, Herpotrichiellaceae. Gene Ontology annotation, molecular function: GTPase activity; GTP binding; ATP hydrolysis activity. Bases 185 to 2149 code for a protein of 654 amino acids. Gene Ontology annotation, biological process: SRP-dependent cotranslational protein targeting to membrane.